Messenger RNA from Lachancea meyersii CBS 8951, 1347 nucleotides. The record is from the annotation of a GenBank genome assembly. Lineage: Eukaryota; Fungi; Ascomycota; Saccharomycetes; Saccharomycetales; Saccharomycetaceae.
AUGACUUCUGCCACUGUAGAAAACUUGAGCCAGGUUAUCGUUGCGAAAUAUCUUGCUAAGUACGGGUACGACGCUGCGCUUUCUAAUUUCUUGAAGGAAUCUGGGCUUGCCAGAUCCGCCGUGGAUCUGAAUAACGAUGCCUUUGAGGAGCUAGAAACUAUUGUUGGCGAGCGAAUUGAGUUCAAUGAAUCCAAAAUGGCUGCAAAACUUGCGGAUUUGUCUCUCAACGAUUCCAUCCCCUCGCUCGAUCCCAAAUUCCGUUUAUCACCAUGGGACCACACCCUGAAGCUUGUGGCGGCCGAUAUGCCUGAAAAACCAGCUUCACUAGUUGUUGACUUGGCAUUCUCCGCAUCAUCAGAAUUAUCAGUCAGCACAGUGGACAGAAGCGUUUAUUUCUAUGAAUCCGAUCUAAACCUUAAAAAAAAGCUUAAGCUAACCUCCGGCGUAGUGAAAAGGUGCGGCACCAUAUUGCGUGACAAAAAAUCAUGGUUCUUUGUUUGUGGGAUGAAUGGUGCUCUCACAAUUUUCGAUGAAUCUUUCAAAACCCUGCUGGAACACCUGUUGCACUCACGCAUCGUCAAAUACAUCGACUUCUUCCACCUGGAAAGCGAAUCGAAAUGUUACUCCUUCAGUUGCGGUCUCGACAACUACGUCAAAGUUCAUCUCAUUGACCUUAAAACGUCCGAGACUGUUCUUCUAGACUCCCAAAAAUUGACCACACCAUGCACGUCUUUCCAAUUGGCGCAAACACCAGACCAACGACCCGUGUUGCUUUUGACACAGCAAGACCAUUCCCAACUGAUGAUCUAUACCCUAUGGGAUGACGUAUUGGUAGAGACCCACAAAUUGGCCAUGAACAACGCCAAAUUCACUUCGCAUUCCUUCAACGUCCAGUCCUCGUGCCUUUUGGAUUUUAAAGAGACAGCCUCAAUUCCCUACAAUUCUCUGAAUCCACAUCUGACAGUUGUAGAAGAGGGAGUUAUGAUGGCUAUUGCUACUUCUCACACGCCUUACAUGAGACUGAUAUUAUUGGAAAUACCAGGCGUACCUACUUCCAAACCUCCAUCUGAAUCCGCGACUCGAAUUCAUUACGAUAAAAUUCUCAGAAACAUUGCCACAGUUGUUCCCCAGGACUCGUUCUCGCAGUCGAUCUUGAAAACCUGUCAUAGUUCUAAAGGUUUAAUUGUUGGUAAUGAUUCCGGUGUUUUUGCCAUUGAUCUCGCCAACAGUGAUUCGUGGUCAUUAUUUCAACAAGCACGAAGAGUUAAAGCAUUGGACACAUCCCAGAACCGGUUGACCAUAGCUUACGCUGACACUGGACUUGACAUUUUUCACUGGCGCCAAUAG